Messenger RNA from Colletotrichum acutatum, 1548 nucleotides. RefSeq names its product major facilitator superfamily transporter. Gene Ontology annotation, molecular function: transmembrane transporter activity. Gene Ontology annotation, cellular component: membrane. The coding region runs from base 1 to 1548 and encodes 515 amino acids. The record is from RefSeq and is a predicted model, not a curated record. Gene Ontology annotation, biological process: transmembrane transport. The transcript has 3 exons. NCBI's taxonomy places the organism in Eukaryota, Fungi, Ascomycota, Sordariomycetes, Glomerellales, Glomerellaceae.
AUGGCCGAGAAAGUGUCCAAAGACAUCAAAGUCGCCGAGGAUGGCCUCGAGCCGACAAAGUCCUUCACGGCAGGCGAAGUCGCCCACCUCGACGAGUCUGAGGCCUUCCUUCAGGAGAACAACAUCACGGAAGAGUACCUCGCCGAGCUCGUCAACGACAAGGAGAAGAAUCGCCGCCUGGUCCGCAAGAUCGACCUCAUGAUCCUCCCGCUCCUGGCCGGCACCUACGUCUUGCAGUACAUUGACAAGCAGGCGCUAUCAUACGCCGCCGUCUUUGAUCUCUUCUCCAGCACGAGCGUCACGCAGACAGAGUACUCGUGGUUUGCGAGUAUCUUUUACCUGGCCUACCUGGUCGCUGAGUACCCAUGGGUCUACAUUGCGCAGAAGACGCGCAUGGGCAAGGUUGUGGCGGGAUGUGUGUUGUCGUGGGGUUCCGUUUUGAUGAUUACGGCUGCGUGCUCCAACUUCCCGGGACUUGCAGCGUGCCGUUUCUUGCUUGGAGUUUUUGAGGCGCCCAUCACGACGUGCUUCAUGAUGAUGGUUUCCAUGUGGUACGUGCGAUCGGAACAGCCCAUGCGAGCAGGACUCUUCUACUGCUGCAACGGUGUCGGCAGCAUGCUCGGCGGCGUUCUCAGCUAUGGCAUCGGCCAAAUUGACUCUUUCCCCGUCUGGAAGGCCGUCUUCCUCAUCUGCGGCGGCAUCACCGUCGUAUGGGGCGGCCUGCUCCUUGUCUUCCUCCCAGACAGCAUCCUGAGCGCCAAGAGAUUCUCCCUCGAGGAGCGAGCCCUCCUAGUCGGCCGCGCGCGUCUCGCAAAGACGGGCGUCCUCAACAAGACAAUCAAGUGGUACCAAGUCAAGGAGGCCUGCCUCGACCCCCAGGUCUGGCUGCUGACGCUCUUCGUCCUGCUCAACGAGGUCAUUAACGGCGGCGUGGCCAACUUUGGCAAGCUUAUCAUCAAGGGACUCGUCUCUGACCCGCUGCUGACCACGGCGCUGGGUAUCCCGCAGGGCGCGUUCCAGGUCUUUUGGAUUCUCACGGGUGCCUACACCGCGUCGAGGUUCCGCAACCAGCGCACAACCGUCAUGGCGGUGUGGCUCAUCCCCACCAUUAUCGGCUGCUGUAUGAUCUGGAAGCUGGACAGAACGCACUACAAAGUCGGCGUCCUGUUUGGCUACUACAUGAUUGGCUGCUACGUCGCAUCCCUGGUCCUGGCCCUGCAGAUGCCGGCGACGAACCUCGGAGGAUACACCAAGCGCAUCACGGCCUCGGCCAUUGUCUUCACGGCGUACUGCGUGGGUAACAUUAUUGGGCCUCAUGCGUUUUUGGCCAAGGAGGCGCCGUUGUACGAGACUGGGUGCAAGCUCAUUCUCGCGUGCUCUGCUUCGCAGGUGGCUAUUGCUACUGGGUUGCGGAUGCUGCUCAUUCGCCGUAACAAGCAGAGAGAUGCUGCUGCGGCGGCGGCUGGUAUCUCGCCGGAUGCUGAGCACGAGGACGAGGGUGUCGAUUUGACAGACAAGGAGAACCCCAACUUCCGUUAUGUAUUGUAA